GCCCAGCUUCUUGCCGUACCAAGGGUGAUUCCAUCUUGUCACCCACAGAGGGAUCACAUGAGAUAGCAUUGCGCCUGCGUGAACUCAGUGCGUUGUUGCCUUCGUUGUGAAUAGAUUGUCUUUUCUGUCCUGCAAAAACUUGGUUUUAGCCACACAAUACCGCCUGAUUCGCCUACCAAAACAUCGAAAGAAAUUCAUGUAGAGAUGCACCCGGUACCAGGAGAGAGACCAUCCAAGUCUUCGAGACGCGGCAAUGAAAAAGACGGGAAAAAGGUCAUAAUUGACUCCCGUCAACACGAUGAAGACAUGGCAAGCGCUCAGAUCAGUGCUUUGCAAAAAUCUACGGAACAAGGCUUUUCCCGGAUGGCCGAGUCGUUGACCACGGCCCUAACACAAACCCUUGAGAGGUAUGUGUGUGAGGAGGUCAACGAGGGUGACUUAAACGACAAUAACUUGUCAAACCCCUCACAAGACAAACCCAGCCAGAAGGCGGGAAAAUCGUCUUCACCGAGCGAACAGAUGGAUGUUGAUGCCUCGGUCAAUGACCUUUUGUCUGAUGCCAAAGAACAUGGCAAUGGAAAGCAACAUGAAGUCGAUGAAUCAGUUGGAGACUUCCUUAAAACUGUUCAAAAUGACCUGAAGUCGGAGGAGACGGGACCUCCCGUCCAUGAACAGCUCGCUAAAAUUGUGACGCGUCUCGUGCGAGACGGCAUGUUAGAAGAGCAGCUGCAAGACAAGAUAAACAAAUAUCCGCAGCCGGAAAACUGUGAAGGUUUAACGAAAGUUCGAGUUAACCAACUGAUUUGGGAUAACCUCAGCUCCACCAUCAGGUCGCAAGACUUGAAAUUCCAAAAAGUGCAAACGUCUGUCGUUAAGGGCAUGACAGCUCUUGCUCGCGUCACUGACGCCAUCUUGAAACGAGUUAAUGAGAUAAAUGGCGGGAAAGUGCUCGCCCAAGAGGCAAUAGAAAGCCUUUUUCUUUUGGUACGUGCAAAUACCGAGCUUAAUGGUAAAAGGAAAGAGCUCAUAAAACCGGACCUACACAUGGAUUACAAACACCUUUGCUCAGCGUCUACAACAGACAGCUGAACUCUUCGGAGACGACUUGUCGAAGCAAGUCAAGGAUAUCUCCGAAGCAGACCGAGUUGGCUGGAAAGUAACUACUUCCACCGUCACUCGUCAUAAAGGCCCGACCCACUCUAACUUUGGAUACAAAAUCCAAUCGUCUGGUGGCAGAGGGAAAUUUUUUCGAGCUGGAGGAAGUCAGAAGCAUUUUUUAGGCUGGCGACAGACCGCAAGUCGCGGUUCUGCCACACAGAAUUUAGACAAGUUUCCCAAGUCGAAGGGUCAAAGCAAGUAAACAAAGCUUCUGAGGACUUACCUGAGGUAAGUAAAAAAUUGUCUUGUAAAACCAGGACAAACGGCAGUUAGAUUGAAAUUAUAUUUCCCUGAAUCGAGAGAAUUGACUUCCGAUCCACAGAUUCUCAAAACCUUCAAGGGUUUUAAUGUUGAUUUUGUUGACUGCCCUCCUGUACAAAUGCUUCCCCCAAAGGAAAUCGCUUUUAAUUCGGAAGAAUCACAGAUUAUCAGUUCAGAAUUAGACAAACAUCUGCCAAAGGGGGUCAUUGUGAAAUCACAGCACUGUCAUGGAGAAUUUCUCUCUACUAUAUUUCUUCGUAAAAGGAAGACUGGAGGGUAUAGGCUCAUUCUCAAUUUGAAUUUCAACUUUAAAAAUCAAUAUAUUAGCAACCGUCAUUUUAAAAUGGAAAGCUUAACUUCAGCAAUCUUGCUUAUGACACCUGGAUGUUAUAUGGCAUCUGUAGACUUGCAAGAUGCAUAUUAUUCGGUUCCAAUCAAUGAGACAUGCUUCUGCUCCUCGAAUUUUUACGAAAUUGCUUAAGCCUGUCUACUCUACCUUAAGGCAAAUGGGACACACAAAUGUGGGCUACACUGAUGAUUCAUACUUACAAGGGCCCUCAUUUGAUGACUGCAGUAAUAAUUUUCAGGACACUGUCCAC
Messenger RNA from Orbicella faveolata, 2018 nucleotides. RefSeq lists its product as uncharacterized. The record is from RefSeq and is a predicted model, not a curated record. Lineage: Eukaryota; Metazoa; Cnidaria; Anthozoa; Scleractinia; Merulinidae.